This is a messenger RNA of Notolabrus celidotus (New Zealand spotty), 7204 nucleotides long. It is a transcript of the gene myo7ba, whose product is annotated as unconventional myosin-VIIa. The coding region runs from base 118 to 6825 and encodes 2235 amino acids. The transcript has 48 exons. Gene Ontology annotation, cellular component: cytoskeleton; myosin complex. The record is from RefSeq and is a predicted model, not a curated record. Gene Ontology annotation, molecular function: protein binding; ATP binding; cytoskeletal motor activity. NCBI's taxonomy places the organism in Eukaryota, Metazoa, Chordata, Actinopteri, Labriformes, Labridae.
GCUGGGAACAACUCCCUUCUUCCUGCUUCAGUGUCGGUAAAGGCAAAGUUCCCUCAGGAGCUGCAGGAGCAAGAGGGGCUUCUCCUACAGGAACAAGGGCUCUCAGAAGUUUCUGCCAUGCUGCAUUUGAGUAAGGGGGAUUUGGUAUGGGUGGACUCCGGUGCUGGAGUGCCCAUUGGGGCGGAGGUCCAAGUGACCGACACCGGCCAGCUCCAACUGUUGGAUGAUGAAGGAAAGACGCACAAGAUCAACAAGAAGACGGAGGGCACCAUCCGACCCAUGCACCCCACCUCUGUAAAGGGUGUGGAGGACAUGAUAAGGCUGGGUGAUCUGAACGAGGCCGGGCUCCUCAGGAACCUCCUGGUGCGACAUAAAGAAGGCAUCAUCUAUACGUACACAGGCUCCAUUCUGGUGGCAGUUAACCCUUACCAGCUGCUGCCCAUCUACACCACCGAGCAGAUUCACAUGUACACAGACCGCCGGCUGGGUGAACUGCCGCCGCACGUCUUCGCCAUCGCAGACAGCUGCUUCUUUAACAUGCGCCGCAACAAGAAGAACCAGUGCUGUGUGAUCAGCGGAGAGUCUGGUGCAGGAAAGACUGAGAGCACCAAGCUCAUGCUGCAGUUUCUGGCUGCAGUGAGCGGGCAGCACUCCUGGAUCGAGCAGCAGAUUCUUGAAGCAAACCCCAUCCUGGAAGCCUUUGGAAAUGCCAAAACUGUUCGCAAUGAUAACUCCAGCCGUUUUGGGAAGUACAUAGACAUCAACUUCACCAAAGGAGGGGCCAUAGAGGGGGCCCGAGUCGAGCAGUACCUGCUGGAGAAGUCCAGAGUUUGUCGCCAGGCACCUGAGGAGAGAAACUACCACAUCUUUUACUACAUGCUGAUGGGCAUGACGGCCGACCAGAAGAAGAUUCUCUCCCUGGGGAGUGCUGCAGAGUACAACUACCUCACUAUGGGUAACUGCACCAGCUGUGAAGGACGGGAUGACGUGAAGGAAUACGCUCACUUCAGGUCCGCUCUGAAGAUCCUCAUGUUCACAGAGAACGACUCCUGGGAGAUCUCCAAACUGCUCGCCGCCAUCCUUCACCUGGGCAACGUCAAAUUUGAGAGCACCAUAGUGAACAACCUGGAGGGCUGCGAGGUUGGCAAAUCAUCCCAUUUUAACAUGGCCAGCCAACUUUUAGAGGUGUCUGCUAAAGAGCUGGAGAAGAGUCUGACUGAGCGCUCCUUCAUGACCGCCAGAGAGAGUGUGACCAAACCUCUGACCUCUGACCAGGCCGUGGACGGCAGGGACGCCUUUGUCAAAGCCAUUUAUGGAAGACUCUUCAUCUGGGUCGUGGAUAAAAUCAACGCAGCCGUUUUCAAAACAUCUGAAGAUGACAAAGAUGUCCGACAGUCGAUCGGUUUGCUCGACAUCUUCGGUUUUGAGAACUUCAACAAAAACAGCUUUGAGCAGCUGUGCAUCAACUUUGCCAAUGAGCAGCUGCAGCAGUUCUUCGUCAGACAUGUUUUCAAGCUGGAGCAGGACGAGUACACCCGAGAAAACAUUGUGUGGAAGCACAUUGACUACAAAGACAACCAACGCACCCUGGAUGUGCUGGCCAGCAAACCUAUGAACAUGCUGGCUCUGAUUGAUGAGGAGAGCAGCUUCCCCAAGGGCACAGAUACCACCAUGCUCCAAAAGAUGAAUCAAGUCCACGGGAAGGGAGGCAUCUAUAUUCCCCCCAAGAACAACUAUGAGACGCAGUUUGGAGUCCAGCAUUUUGCUGGAGUGGUCUACUACGACUCAAAAGGUUUCCUUGAGAAGAACCGUGACGCCCUCAGCACAGAUCUGAUUCAACUGAUGGAGACCUCCACCAAUAAACUCCUCAAGCAGGUGUUUCAGAGUGAGCUGUCAUCCGGUACCAUCAAGAGCAAAGUCAAAGCCAAGAUGAUCACCAUCACCACAGCCAGCAACAGCAUCCGGCAAGCGCCUGAUAACAAGAAGCGUGCACCAACUCUGACCGGUCAGUUCCGCCAGUCUCUGGAGUCCCUGAUGAAAACACUGUUCGCGUGUCAGCCCUAUUUCAUACGCUGCAUCAAACCCAACGACUUCAAGAAGCCCCUGCUGUUUGACAGAGAGCUGUGCAUGCGUCAGCUCCGUUACUCUGGUAUGAUGGAGACCAUCAGGAUCCGUAAAGCUGGAUACCCCGUACGCUACACCUUCCAGGAGUUUCUGGAUCGCUACCGUGUUCUCCUGAAAACUUCCCUCUGUGAUCCCAAAAAAGAAAGCAAAGAGAAAUGCUGCGAGAGCAUUUGUGAAAAUGUGCUGGCUGGAGAGGGAGACUGGAAGACGGGCAAGACAAAGAUAUUCCUCAAGGACUUCCAUGACACCAUGCUCGAGCUGGAACGAAUGAAAGAACUGAACGACAAAGCACUUCUGAUCCAGAAAGUCCUGAGAGGCUUCAAAUACAGGAGACAGUUCCUGCGGAAGAAGGCGGCUGCUCUUGUCAUUCAGAAACACUGGAGAGGACACAAAGGCAGAAAGCUCUACAAAGUGGUCCAGCUGGGCUUCGCCAGACUGCAGGCUCAGGUUCGCUCUCGCCAGCUUCACUUCCAGUACAAGAGGAAGCGCGAGGCGACGGUCGUGCUGCAGACUCAGAUCAGAGGAUACCUGGCCAGGAAGGAGUGGAAGCGCAAGAGAGACGCUGUGAUCCUCCUGCAGGCGCACACCAGGGGAGGGCUGGCCAGAAAGGCUCUCAGGAAGAUGAAGAGAGACCGUAUCCUCUCUGCUAAAGACAAAGAAGCAGAGCGGAUGGCCGCCAUGGCGAAGCAGAAGCACUUGGAAGAGGUGCUGAAGCAGAAGAAGGAGAAUGAGGCCAGAGCUCAUGCUGAGUCGGUCAACGACCAGGAGUUGGUCGAACGCAUGUUUGAAUUCCUGCCCGAAACAGUCGGAGGGCAGGAGGGGCAAGCACCUGUGGGAUACGAGAAAUUUGAGGGGAUGAUCACAGAGGAGAUAGACAUCGAUGAGUUCCCCUUCGAGGCUGAGCUCCCUGAAGAGGACUACGAUGACCUGGAUGAGUACUCUUUCUCCAAAUUUGCCUCCAUGUACUUCCAGGGAGCAGCCACCUCCACCCACAUCCGCCAGAGGCUCAGACAGCCACUGCUUUACCACGAAGAUGAAGGAGAUGUUCUGGCCUCCCUCACAGUGUGGUGGAUCAUCCUGAGGUUCAUGGGAGACCUCCCUGAGCCAAAGAAGCAGGUGAGAGCACAAGGCGCCCCGGCACAGGAGCGCUUUCUGCCGCAGGACCUGCUCUCCAGAAAGGACAGACGACUCAGCCACAUGGUGGGCCUGGAUCAGAGGGUACUAAGGAACAAAAAAGAGACAAAGCCUUCACCAGUUCCUGAGGAGCCCGCACCAAACAGGAAGGGCUCCAUUUUUACUGACCUCCUGACGAGAAACAGGAAAGCAUCUGCAGUGCCGAGUGAGACAGCUCAAAACCCAAGGGCUUACACCGUCCCAGAAGGAAGCCCCCGAGGAAGCCCCCGAGCAAGAAAGGGGUCCACAUUUACUGACCUGCUAACCAGGAACAGAAAAGCAUCCACCAUUCAAGACAGCGGGAUCCCAAAACCCGCUCCGGGUGCAAGAAAACCCUCGAUCAUCAUGGAGGAGUCAGAUGAUCUGACUGAGGUGGCUAAGCCUCCCACCCUGCAGACUGUGCAGGAGGACAGUGACGUCAUGAUCGGAGAAGGACCGACUCUGGACCGGCCGCUGACGUCUUUAGAGAAACUCCACAUCAUCGUUGGAUACGCUAUCGUCAGACAUGACCUCAGGGAUGAGAUUUACUCUCAGAUCUGCAAGCAGCUUCAGGAAAACAACAAUCGCAACAGCUACUUCCGUGGUUGGAUCCUGCUGUCUCUCUGUCUGGGAAUCUUCCCUCCGAGCGAGCGCUUCACGAGAUACCUGCAAAGUUUCAUCCGUUUUGCUCCUGGAGAUUAUGCUGCAUACUGUGCAGAGAGGCUGCGACGCACCAGAAUGAACGGGAUGAGAGGGGAGCCUCCGUCCUGGCUGGAACUGCAGGCGACCAAGACAAAGAAGCCGAUGAUUGUGACGGUGAAGCUGCUGGAUGGACGCUCCAUGAACCUGCCUGUUGACUCAGCUUCUACCUCCAGAGAGAUCUGCUUGGCCCUCUCGAACAAAAUCAGACUGAAGGACACCUUCGGCUUCUCGCUCUAUGUGGCCCUGUAUGAAAAGGUGUGGGCUCUGGGCAGUGGCCGGGAACACGUGAUGGACGCCAUCUCUCAGUGUGAGCAGGAGGUGAAGAGGAGGGGAGGCCAGGAGCAGCACGCUCCCUGGCGUCUCUUCUUCCGCAAGGAGAUCUUCACCCCAUGGCACGACUGCAAAGAGGACAAGAUCAGCACAGACCUCAUCUACAAGCAGAUCAUCCACGGCCUGAAGUUUGGGGAGUACCAGAGUGAAAAGGAGGACGAUUUAGUCCAGCUUGCUGCCAAACAUCUUUACGUCCAGCACGGCUCAGACGGCGGUCCAGAACAAGUGAAGGAAGUUGUUCAGGACUGCAUCAACAACUCUCUGCUGGAGGCAAAGUCAGAGGCCAAGUGGGUGCAGAUGGUCAGCACAGCUCAUGCUCAGGGUUCAUAUUUUAGUUCAAGACAGAAAUCAGACUCAGUGAAGGCAGAGAUGGUCGACUACGCCCGAGAGAAGUGGCCCAUGUUCUUCUCGAGGUUCUUUGAGGUCGUCAAACUGUCAGGUCCUGCUCUGCCGAAGAGUAAAUUCAUCGUGGCCAUAAACUGGACCGGAAUCACAUUCCUGGAUGAGAGAGAGAAGAGGCUGGUGGAGCUCUCGUUCCCCGAGGUCACCGGAGUCAACACCAUCAGGGAGGGUAAAGCGUCCGGACAGGCAGUGAGCCUGCUGACUCUUAAAGGAGACUUUACACUGAGCGGGAGCGCAGCCGGGGACAUGGCAGAGCUGAUCACCAUGUUCCUCAGUGGACUGACGGAGAGAUCACAGUACGCUGUAGCACUCAGGGAAGCGUCACAAGAUGACCCUGCAUUGCUCAACUUCAAGAAAGGAGAUCUCAUUAUAAUUGUCAAAGACAGUGAGUUUCCUCUGCAGCGCGGCUGGAUCAAGGGCCAAAACGAGAGCACAAAAAGAACAGGAGCUGUCCCCACUGAAGACAUCUUAAUCCUGCCCACACUCACCAAACCCUCCAACGAAGUCAUGAGCCUCCUCAAGAUGUCCCCUAACCAGAGGAAAACCGCCAUCUGGGAAAACCAGAAGGAAAUGGGAACAGUGGAGAGGAUGGCUCUUUUCACGCUGAAGGAAUUCUCCCUUGAGUACUUCAGACAGCCCACUAAGGAUGUGAACCGUCAGGUGAUUUCCAGGAACGCUGCUCCGGAGAAGCUUUGGGUGAACUCCAGAGAGCCACUCAGACAGCCUCUCCUCAAGAAACUGCUGGGAAACCCCGAGCUCAGCCACACAGCCUGCCUGGCCUUCACUGCGAUCCUGAAGUAUAUGGGAGAUUACCCCACCAAGCAGAUGCAGAGUCCUUUGGAGCUCACCGACCAGAUCUUUGGCCCCGCCACCAAACACGAGGUGCUCAGGGAUGAGAUCUACUGCCAGAUCAUGAAGCAGAUGACCAGCAACAACAACAGGUUCAGCAUAGAGCAGGGCUGGCAGCUGAUGUGGCUCUGCUGUGGCCUAUUUCCUCCCAGCCAGUCUCUUCUGAGACACACCCAGCGAUUUCUGGAGACACGUCGCAGAGAGCCCCUUGCCGCUGACUGCUUGCAGCGCCUGCAGAGCUCACUGAGGAUGGAUCCAAGGAAUCUGCCACCACAUCAGGUGGAGGUAGAUGCCAUCCAACAGAACAGCACCCAGAUCUUCCACAAAAUCCACUUCCCUAAUGACACAGAGGAGAUAUUUGAGGUUGCAACAAGCACCAGGAUCAGGGAUCUCAUCCAGAACAUCACCAAGAAGCUGGGACUGGCCUCAGCUGAUGGAUUCAGCAUUUUUGUCAAAACACAUGACACGGUUCUCGGUUUGAACGACACAGAAUACUUCUUCGAUAGUCUGAGACAAAUCACAGACUGGUCUAAAAAUGCCAAGAGGAUUAAAGAAGGUGGGCCUGUCAACAUCCCCUACCUCGUGUUCUUCAUGAGGAAGUUGUGGUUCAAUGUAGUUCCUGGCAGAGACAUCGAGGCUGAUCUAAUCUUCCACUUCCCUCAGGAGCUGCCGAAGUACCUGAGAGGAUAUCACGUUAGCACCAAAGAGGAAAUGAUCCACAUUGCAUCUCUGCUCUUCAGAAUAAAGGUCAACAAUGACAAAACUCAGCUGGUCACGAUUCCCAAGUUGCUGAAAGAGCUGGUGCCCGCUGACUCGCUGAAGGCCAUGUCUGAGAAUGAGUGGAAGAAGACUGUCGUGGCUGCUUUUAACAAACAAGCUGGUAUGACAGUGGAUGAAGCCAAGGUGGCCUUCCUGAAGGCGGUGUGUCGCUGGCCGACGUUCGGCUGUGCGUUCUUUGAAGUGAAGCAAACAUCAGAACAAAACUUCCCAGAUAUUGUGUUGAUAGCUAUCAGCAAGCAAGGACUCACCAUCAUCCAUCCCAAAACUAAGGAUGUACUGGCAAACCACCCGUUCAACCGCAUCGCUAAUUGGUGCAGCGGAAGCACCUACUUCCACAUGACUAUUGGCAAUUUAGUCAAAGGGAGCAAAUUCCUGUGUGAAACCUCACUGGGUUAUAAGAUGGACGAUCUCAUCACCUCCUACGUCAGCAUGUACCUCAGAGAGAGGAAGGCGGUGCAAACCAGGAACAGGCGCUUCAACAUGUGAGCUGCAGGGACAUGAACGUGAUGUACCCUCAGAUAUCUGCAGACUUAGUAACACUCAUUAGUAGUUCACACACAAAAGAGGAAAGAGGAAGAAUACUUUUAUUUUUAGAAGUGCAAUCAACUUUAUUUUGGCUCUGGGGAAAAACACGUUGAUUUAUUGGAUUAAAGAUUCAGUAUCUGUAGAUUUCUCACAAUUUAUUUAAAGCAACACAUUUUCUCCACUUAAAAAUUCAGCCACCUUAAUUCAUGGAAAGAAUUUUGUCUUAAUUAAGGUUUACUUUGAUGAAAGCAUUAUUUACAUGUGUUAAUUGGCUAUUUGUCUAAAGUUAUGUUUCACUUUAACGCUUCUCCCUUUGAAAAUAAAAUUCAUUUUCAAUCUG